GAUUAUUGAAUUGUUGUGAAUCGGUCUGAUUUGUAUCUAAACAUUCAAUACGAUUGCUUGGACAUUUGGAAGCUUUUUUAAGACCUUGAAAGCUAAUGUAUUUUCUAUCUGCAUGGCCUUCCAAUUUUAGUGUAUUCUCUUGUUCGCUAUCCAUAUUCUUUGAUUUAUAUUCCGUCAAGUACACAGUGUCGAUGUAGUUGUCAAAUCGUUCAUAACCUCAAAGUAGACAGCGUUCUGCCAUGGAGACCGUAUAUUAUGGAACGUUCACGGUAGUUGCACGGAUACGUAUACCGAUACUGCGCAUUAUUAUUCUUCCGUAUUAAUUAUUUUUGAAAAAAUCAAACGAUCGAGUUUAAUUGAAUUUAAUCGAAUUUAAUCGAAUUUAAUCGAAUUUAAUCGAAUUUAAUCGAAUUGUAAUCGAAUUGUAAUCGAGAAACACUUUCAUAAGCUCUACGAUUUUGCUAUUAUUUCUGGUGGAUUGUCGAUAAUAUAGAGCAUGACGUGUAAAUGCCAGAGACCCCAACGUUUAUUGGACAACUUGAAACGUAUUCGCGUGAAAUGUAUGUAACUGAGGACGUGUACUGCAUACGUUAAAUAGUUGUACAUAUGUAUAAUGUUGGUGAAGAGCGUUCGAUGACAUAAAGCAAGAAAUUAAUCACGGCGAUGUUAAACAGAUUAGUUAAGACGAUUGAUGUAAAAUGGCGAAAAUCGUAGUGACAUCCGAAUCGGUGUCUACGAUUUUAGUGUGUGAAUAUUGUACUAACCUCACGUUUAAACACAUUCAAGAUUUUAUUAGACACUUGAGAGAUCGACAUUGUUCAAGAGAAGGUGGAUCAUAUGUGUGCUUGUAUGGUUAUAAUGGAGUAUGUACUAGUCUUCCAGUGGAAGGUGUUUCGGAUAAAGAUUAUGUAGCCCAUGCAACAAAGCAUGCAACGAUGCAGCACCAACGUAAAAAUAAUGGUCAGUUGCUAGAGCCUGGCUCAACUUGGACUGUUUAUUCGGCUAUACAAAAUCUACCUGCAGUGUUGAAUGAUCCAUUUAAAGGAAAACAAAGUAAUUUCUUUACUCGUACAUGGGGCGAUGGGUUUGUAGAAAAAAUGGACGUUCCAAGAAGUCCUUAUCUUCCUGAAGUUACUAUGCAUCACUUUGAAGUAUAUCUGAAAAAAAUUGCACGCAGACACCGUAAACAUUCACGGAUGAGUUCUAGUGCAACCAGACCAACUACUCCGAAUGAAUUACUACAGACUUUUCCAAAUUUAAAAAGAGUAAAAUCGCUAGAUCGAAGUCAAUUUGAUUUGUUAAAUAUUCCAAAAAUAUUUUUAACACCAAAUUUAAAUCUUUCGCAAAGAGAAAACUUUGAAGCUGUAUUUCCGUUUACAAAAGAUGGCCUAUUAGAUAAGGAAUACAACGUGGUGACGCAUGUUGAACAGAUGGAAAAGAAGUUGAGUCACUAUUUAGAUAUUGUAGAAGUUAGAAUAGCAGAACAGGUAGCCUCUAAAUCUCAAGCAUUCUUCAAUGCAAUGACCUCUCAUGAUGCUUUAAUGGAGCAGUUAUCUCAAACUAUUACCGUUUUAAAAGCGCUAAGAGAAAAUAUCCACCAGGUUGACAAAUAUCUAGUCAAGGAUUCUUUAAAAGUUUUACAAUUGGAAAGAGCUCGGACGAAUCGAUUUUUAGUACAUGAAAAAUUGAAACUGAUGGCAACUGUACAUCAAAGUCAACCAAUGAUACAAUUAUUACUUUCUACACCAGACUAUGUCGCAGCAUUGGAUCUUAUAUCUACGACACAAGAGAUUCUAUUACAAGAAUUAAAUGGAGUGCAUAGCUUUCGGCAUUUGAGUUCUCAAUUAACGGAAAUGGAAAAACUUGUCGAUAAAAUGCUUACAACGGAAUUUCAAAAGUAUGCUACCGCAGAUUUGAAUAGACCAUUAGGUGAAGAAGAUGUUGCGUUGGAUGGAGAUAAACUUGUUUCCAUCAUUUCUGGACUACUACGUCAAAAACACUUUCACUUUGUGGAUACUUACAAAGAGGAGGCUGUGACUACUGUUAGAGCUAUAACAAAGCAAAGAGUUAUAGAAGCUCUUGCAGCAAGUGAUUGCUGUAGUGAUCAACAAGCAGCAGCCCUUGAAGUGGGCAGUCUUUCCCAUGCAGAAAGGUUGACCUUGCUUCACAAUACAAUAUAUUCUCUUACAAAACUGCUAGUGCGCGUCAAGGCUGUUCAUGAUGUAAUGCGUGACACUGCAAACUUAUCUGCUGGACAUACGGUCGAUGGUUCAUAUGAUGAAUCUAUGCCUGAUCGUUUGUUGACGCAAGAUGAACAUGUUCGUGUAACUACCAAACUCACUGAUAUGCUUAUAUCUGUCUGUGAUUACUGCCAUGAGCGUCUGGGUAAUCUGCUUUCCGCAGGUACAAAUGAAAAAGAUAAGUUGCAAAAUGAGAAAGAUAAUAUAUCUGAAAGUUCAUUAAAUAAGAUUGAAGAUAAGGAAAAUCAUAGUCCAAUUGAAAAAGCAUCUUGGUUAAGUGAUAGAGCGACGACAACUCAAGUUUGUCAAUUAGCAAAUAUAGUAGAAGAAUUUACAGAAGAAUGUGAAAAACUUUGUGGUAAACAGUGUACUGCAUUGCGAUCUGCAUUCAAGGCACAAGCGAGCAAGUUUGUACAAAAAUUCCAUACAGAACGUAAGACAAGACUUACUCUCUUAUUAGAAUCUGAAAGAUGGAAACAAGCUGAUGUUCCAUCAGAAUUUCAAUCGUUGGUAACGUACAUUUAUCAAGAAAAUCAAUUUCCUCGUGGCCCAUUGAAACGCGACGAUGAGGUAAAAAAUGAUAGUACAGAAUCAUUUAUUAUGGUAGGAGAAGAAAGAUUUGCAGUUGUUCCUACUGCUUUAAUGCUUAUACAAAUGAUACACGAAUAUUGCAGAACCAGCAGUGAGUUAGUAGCAUUAUCAGGAACUAUUGGACGUCAAUUGGCAGAAUUAUUACGGCAUUAUAAUUCUCGGUGUUGUCAACUUGUUUUGGGUGCUGGGGCUAUGCAAGUUGCUGGCUUAAAGACCAUAACAAGUACAAUUCUUGUAUUAGCGGCACGUAGUCUGAAACUUAUUUUGUGGUUCAUGCCAUAUAUUAAAAAACAUUUUCAAGAACUUGCUGAACAAAAUCCUAGUCGCGGAGUUGUAGGUAUGCCAAGCGUAAGUGGUGGAGUGGCAUUAUUAGAUAGCGUAGAAAGAGAUAUAAGGGCUCAUAUAAGAGAGAUUGAAGGAAAAAUUUUAACUAUUGUUGACAAUUUACUAGGAGGUCAAAUAUCAAAAUGGAAUGCAAGGCCGCCUGUACCGUCGAAAUCAUUUAGAAAUAUUUCUAGUUAUCUCAUAAAGCUUCACGAGGCUGUCUCUGGGAUUUUACCAUCGACUGAAGUCGAAUCACUUUAUCGUACGGUAAAUACUUCAUUUAAAGAAAAACUUAGGGAGCAAUUAGUAAAAAUGAAUAUAGUGAAUAAUGGUGGUCCACAACAUGGGGUGGUUACUUUAGAACUGACGUUUUAUCUCGAAGCAUUAAGAAAAUUGAAAGUUUUACCAAACGAAGAAUUAAAUGAUGAUUGGAUGAGUGACAUAUGGACUAGAUAACAUGCAGAGCGUGUAAUAUAUUGCAUAAUAGAAGCAUUGAAAUACUAUAGAAAAAGGUGACUAAUCUCUACUAUUGUCUUCCUCCAUAUAAAUUACAGAAUUAAUAUGUCUGAAAAGUAUCAAUUAUAUGGAGGUGAUAAUGAAAUAUUGCUUGCACUGAACUUUUUCACUUUUGCACUUAACUAUCCUAUACUAAAAAGAACUACGUUCAGUGUAUUUUUCAAGGGUUGUAGAAGACGAAUUAUUGUUCUCUUUAAUUUAUGCUCAUAACGAUAAUAAGCAGCAAUUUUAUGAAAGAAUGAAAUAUAAUGAACCUGUCUUAAAGACAUGACUAAAUAAAAACAAUACAAAUAAUCAUAGUUUUUAAAAAUGAUGUUCACGACAUUUGCUGUUUAUAUUCUCGUAUUAAAGAAGUAGUUUUAAUGGUAGAUUUGAUUAUACAUAUUUUAUGUCUGUUAAGAGCAUUUCUACCUACCAUAGUGUUCAAAGCAUUGUGUCAUAGGACAAAUAUAAAACAAAAUAUUGUGUAGAUCGGAAGAUAUAAAUAGUAACAAGUAUCGUUAAAUAUCCGCCUAUAAGCAUUCUCAUUUUUUCCAUCGAAUAAAAUAAAUUAUUGCCCUGAUUUAGGACCGACCGAAUGUACAAUUUUUUUAAUCGAAUAAUAUUUAUAUAUAUAUAUAUGUAUAUAUAUAUAUAUAUAUAUAUAUACAUACAUAUAAAGUUACAAUCGACGUGUUGAUAUUGUCGGUAUGAUCAUUUCUAAGUCGUGGUCUUUUUUUUCUUCUUCUUUCUUUUUUUUUAUAUAUAUAUAAAAAUGCUGACAUAAGUGUCUUGCCUGUUUUACGUUUUUUAAUAUUUGUGUGCAAUAUUAAAUAUAAAAAAGAAGAAAAGAGAAAAAAAAAAAAAAAAAAAAAAAAAAAAAAAAGUGAAAAAAAAAAAAAAAAAAGAAAAAAAGUAUUUAGAGUAAACAUUUAACAUUAUUAUAAGAAUCUUUAGAUAAAUUGCGUAUAAUUUUUUCGUAAUAUUUUUUGGCUAAUAAUUCUCGAGUUUAAUGUCUCAAGUUCGAUUUCAAUUAAAAAUAGCAUCUUCUAUUUUCUGUUUAAUUCAAUUAUUUCUGCAUUAUGUUCAUUACCAUGACAUAAUGUAAUAAUUUAGUUUGUGAUAAUUGAUACGUAAGAUUAAUUAUGCUGUAGAUGGACCAAUGGCUAGGCACUAAAUUGUAAAUUAUAUGCAUAUUGUCAAUGUACUUAAUAACAGGACAAGAUAAAGUACGUUGUUUUCGAACAAACAUUUCCUAAAAGUAUCUACGAAAAAUAUUAACGAAUUUAGAAAUUUGUAUCAUGAUGCUUCUGAGAUGUUUAUUUAUAAAUCUGUAUACAUAUAAAUAUAUAACGAAACCGAUCGUUUUUCGGUACUUGUUGCUAACCGUUCAAACUAUCAUACAUUACAUUAAAUUCUAAAGAAAGAUAAUAUUUACUACAUCCUUAAAACAUUAUAUUCGUAUAAUAUUUUUGCGAAUGCAAUUUUCGUUGUAACAAAUAUGGAUGAGAUCUUACUUAAGGAGAUUGUUCAAGAUAUUCGCUGAAUUAACUAACAAUAAGUUUUCUAUGGUUAUAGCAUUUUUUCAACAUGGAUUGUGAAUAGGGAAAUACACACAAUUGUCUCUAUUGUCCUUUUAAUUUCAUUUAUCAUGAUUGAUGUUAAGAUCGAUUGACUAUACGUGUUAUUUUUAUUACGCUCGUGCUCGAAAAUGUUUCAAAUAUUUACGAAGAUUUUUAAUUACUAUGUAAUAUGUGCGAAGACGUAUCUUUUAUUUAUAUAGAAAUACGUCGGCGGAGUCAAUCAUUCUAAUCGUAAUGCUUCUUCGAAUAGGUGCUGAUUGCCAAUUGCGAGUCACAUUCCAUUGUUUCCUUCGUAUGUGUAUAUACAAAAAAAUUAACGAAUCAAAAAAAAUAAAUGAAGCAAUUGAUUGGAUUUUAUUUUACGCAGAAAAAAAAAAAAUUUAUAAAUAUUGAAUCUUAUGUACAAAGUAUUACUUAGCUGCGAAGGAAAUUUUUUUUUUAAAUCAAUCGAUGUAUUCAAAGCUGGUGACUAUUUAAAAGUAUCCUUAUGGAUUUCCUCACCAAGACUGAUGAUCUGCAUUAGGCCGUAGCACGUACGAAUCGAUUGUUUAUCUAGGAAGGGUGAAAUAUUUACAUGUAAUAAAAUGUACCUUAUAACAUCUUAUAUAAUGUAUUGCGAAGGCUAUAUAAAAAACGAAUAGUAUAAAAUCUACUACAAUUUA
Messenger RNA from Vespa velutina, 5895 nucleotides. RefSeq names its product vacuolar protein sorting-associated protein 54 (gene scat). Gene Ontology annotation, biological process: retrograde transport, endosome to Golgi; Golgi to vacuole transport. The transcript is spliced from 14 exons. Gene Ontology annotation, cellular component: GARP complex. The record is from RefSeq and is a predicted model, not a curated record. Gene Ontology annotation, molecular function: syntaxin binding. Lineage: Eukaryota; Metazoa; Arthropoda; Insecta; Hymenoptera; Vespidae. Bases 699 to 3611 code for a protein of 970 amino acids.